Messenger RNA from Caenorhabditis briggsae, 1227 nucleotides. Gene Ontology annotation, cellular component: nucleus; cytoplasm; cytosol. The annotation marks the transcript as partial. The record is from RefSeq and is a predicted model, not a curated record. NCBI's taxonomy places the organism in Eukaryota, Metazoa, Nematoda, Chromadorea, Rhabditida, Rhabditidae. The transcript has 6 exons. Gene Ontology annotation, molecular function: arginase activity; manganese ion binding.
AUGAAGAAAACUGCACAACUCGCCAGACAAAUGAUCAAAGCCAUCGGAUGUGCCAACGGAUUGGCAGGCAGACAACUUGGUUGUGAGAAUGCAGUAGAAGUCAUCAAAGCUUCUCCAUAUUUUACAAAUGUUCAACAGAGAAUUCCACUGGAAUGGGGAAAGAUAAUCGAGGAGGUUAACACUGGAAGACACGCCAGCGCACUUUCAGGAGUCACACAGACAUGCAGACAAUUGGCACACGAAACUCGACAGGUGAUUGAGAACAAGGAUGAGCUUCUUGUUUUUGGAGGAGACCACAGCUGUGCGAUUGGAACCUGGAGUGGUGUUGCAACUGCAAUGAGGCCACAUGGCGACAUUGGACUCAUCUGGGUGGACGCUCACAUGGAUGCCCACACACCGGACACAAGUGACACAGGAAACAUCCACGGUAUGCCAGUAGCGCAUCUUCUCGGUUUCGGUGACAAGAAUCUGGUGAGAAUCGGAGAUCGCAUGCCUAAACUUCUUCCUCACAAUCUGUGUAUGGUUGGAAUCAGGGACUACGAAUCGGCAGAACAGGAACUUCUCGAGAGACUUGGCGUCAGAAUCUUCUACGCAAACGAAGUUGAGAAGAGAGGAAUUCAAGAUGUGAUGCAAGAAGCACAGUAUCUUGUGACAAGAAACACAAUCGGAUAUGGACUAUCAAUUGAUCUUGAUGGUUUUGACGUAUCGUAUGCUCCAGCAGUUGGAACCCCAUCUGCUGAUGGAAUCAAUGCUUUGGAAUUCAUCAAGGCUCUUUUGACAAUCGACUUGACCAAACUUAUUGCCACGGAAAUUGUGGAAUUCCUUCCAAGAUUCGAUGACAACCAGAGAACCAGUGAACAACUUGUGUCAAGUCUUGUUGAGUACAUUUAUAAGACGAAACAAUUCCAAAUCAAUUCGGUGAACGAAAUUGCUGCACGUGUUAACAACAAUUUUUUCAAAACAUUUUCAUUCAAGAUGGCUCGAUUGGAAUGUAAGAUUUGUACACUGGAGUAUAAAACCAAUAUUGCGAAGCUGACUCCUCGAAUUUUGACAAAAUGUGGCCACACUUUAUGCGAAAGCUGUUGCGAAAUACUUUCCAAUCAAAACGAAACCAAGGACUUGAUAUGUCCGUUUGAUCGAAAAAUGACUAAAAUAAACCGCAAUGUGCAAGAAUUAAUGAAAAACUUCGCAAUAACCGAAUAUAUUGAUGAGUUAAGCCAAACUGGU